CCCGUCGGAGCGGGAGCCGCGGUGGCUGACGGACCGAGCAGCGGGGCGCUCGAAAAAGACACCAACGGAGAUGCUUUGUGGGUUUGGUGUUAUCCAUCCGUAACAACUGAACUGAGGAGUCUACUGCUGCGAAAGUGCUGCCUUACAGAUGAAAAUAAAUUGCUUCAUACGUUUGUAUUUGGCCAGUAUAAAAGGUCGUGGUUCUACAUCACAACUGUGGAAGUUCAAGAUUCUCCAGCCUUGAAAAAGGUGACCCACUUCUCCAUUGUUCUGAUGGCCAAAGACUUCAACCCAGAGAAAUAUGCAGCCUUCACUAGGAUACUGUGUAGAAUCUACUUGAAGCAUGGAAGUCCAGUUAAAAUGAUGGAGAGUUACAUUGCAGUCCUUACAAAGGGGAUCUGCCAAAGCGAAGAAAAUGGAUCUUUCCUCAGCAAGGAUUUUGAUGCUCGGAAGGCUUAUCUUGCUGGUUCCAUCAAAGAUAUAGUAUCUCAGUUUGGAAUGGAAACAGUUAUCUUAUAUACGGCACUGAUGUUAAAGAAGAGAAUUGCGGUGUACCAUCCUAGAAUAGAAGCUAUCCAGGAGUUUACCAGGACUUUGCCUGCUUUAGUGUGGCAUCGACAAGACUGGUCAAUUCUUCAUUCAUAUGUACAUCUAAAUGAGGAGGAACUGGAAGCCUUAAAAGCCUGCACAGGUUACAUUGCUGGAUUUACAGAUUCUGAAGUGAACAGUAGACCAGACCUCUACGAUGUGUAUGUGAAUUUGGCGGAUAGUGAGAUCACUAUUUCCCCUGUAGUAAAAGAGGCAAUGACAAUGGGAAAACUUCACAAAGAAAUUGGACAACUAAUUGUUCAGUCUGCAGAAGAUCCAGAUAAAUCAGACAGCCAAGUCAUUAAGGAUAUUUCUCUGAAGACAAAAGAAAUCUUGGCUACUUUAGCCUCACUUACUGAAGUUUCCGAUGGCAAUGAAAAACCAACCCUUAACUCUGAGGCCCUGAAACAAAAGCGAUUUCCACCAGCUACAGAAAACUUUCUUUUUCAUUUAGCAGCUGCUGAACAAAUGCUCAAAAUCUGAUUUUGAUGCACUGCAGUGUUAUGGACCAACUCAAAAAUACUGUCUUUGCUAUACAGAUAGGAAUACCUGGUAUUUUAUAUGGAAAAAUUAAAGGUAUAAGAGUGAAUGUCAUAUUUACCGUGAUAUAAUGCAGAAUGUCGGAGCUUGACGUGGAACAUAUGGAGGCAUAUUUGGGAACAUUCCUGGUGUCAUUAUCUUCCCCAGCUAUAACUUUGUAUAUAUGGCUCCUGUAUUUCAUAUCACAAUGUGGAUGCGUAUACAAGCAGCAUGGGCCCGUGUGUCCAGGCUGUGCCAGACAUUAUUAUAGUGGCCGUUUGUCCUGCAGGUUCCAGAUGUCGGACAGCUCUGUUCUUGCUCUGACAUGUCUUCCUGGGGUCUGGAACACGGGCUGCAGCACACGUGCUGUAAAACCAGCGCAGUUUGGAUGUGCUAGUCUCUGCACAGGGAUACACUGAACACGCAAUUGGUCUGAGUGCUCAUUCGGGGCUUCCAGGUAUGUCAGCCUGUCAGAUACUGCUCUUGCUCUGGACUGCCUGAUACCUGGAAGUCCCAAAUAAAUGGACAAGUUCUCUUCUUUCUACUUGAAAGUGUCUAGGUGUAAAAGAGGAUGUCUGGCAAAAUCUGACGUGGUAGCCUUAGUAUAUAAAGGAAGAGGUAUUUUAAAGCUCAAGUGGGAGGUGAGCACCUCUUUUGGACUCUUGCCUUAGACGUUUUCCCCCCUUUCACUCCGUCGCAUGGCUCUGAUGGAGGGCAAAGAGGACAGGAUUACUAUAUUUAAAAUGGGGCUUCCUAGGGGGGUCACAGACAAGUGCUGCUUUACAGCUGGAGUCAUUUAAGAAGUUGUUAGGGUUCUCAGCUGAGAAGAUACCUGGCCAUUCAUUCCUGAUCCAUUUGACAGAAAAUCAGAUGAGUUAAAGCCUUAUGGACUAGAAAUGUUCAAAUGGCCAGGUACCAUUGUUAGAGCAUCAGCCUCUUAAACUGCUUGAGCUGUAACACGGGUACUAUCUGAUGGUGCUCUGUGUAGACUAAAUGUAGAUGGAAGCUUUUGAAGUAAUAGUGAAAACUGGGAAAUAGUUUAGAGAAAAUUAAAAUUUGCCUACUUGUUUGGUUGCAUAGCCAUAACUCAAGAGGGUUUUUGUUUUGGUUUGGUUUUUUGGUUGUUGUUUUUUCUUCAUUGAGCAGCCUGAAACUAACUGCUUUGUAAUCUUCUGAGAAGAACUUAGAUUCUUUGUAGGGAAGUACUCUGAGCCAAAUGAUCUGUAUUUCUUCAGAAAUGUCCGUGACAAAUCAGUCAGUUCUGCAGUAGCACUUUGUUAUAAGAAAAAAUAACCUUCUUCCUGGCCUUUGUACAAAUAGGCUGUAGCAUGUGGUUUUACAUAGAGAUUUUAUACUUAUGAUUAAAACUUUAGUAAUCAAUAUUUAUAUUGUUAAAUAAUUGGAUGUUUGCUAUUUUGAAACUGGUAGAGCUCAUCAAUAACUACGUGCAAGCAAUAUUGGUUUGAAAAAGGGUUGUCCUUUUGCUGUGUAUCAUACAUUAAGGAAAUGUAUUUUAAGAAUGUGGAUAAGGAAUGUGGCUUCUAUGUAUAAAAUGGCUAGUUAUUACAGUCAGUAAAUGAAAGUGCUUCAGAAUAAUCCCCUAUUUUCAGGGGUGUAAAAUUCUGCUUUAAACACUUACUCUGCAGUUUAAAUUCUGAACACAGAAGAGUGUGCUUUUUUUUUUUUUAACUUCAGAGAAAAAUACUACAGUUGCCUUUGUUUACCUGCAAGAGCUCUGCAGCUUUUUUUCCCCAUUUGCCCAUUAAUGUUUUUUCUUAAUGGUUCUUUGGUAUUGCUGCUUCUGUUUUGGGACUUUUACAACAGUCAGAAUAGCAGAACUGCAAAAUUAUGCUGAAAAUUCCAUUCAGGACCUACUUUAAAGUCCACUGAAAUGGAAGUCUUUCACCAAGAAGAACCUGAAUGUGCUUUCAGUCAGCUGUCUUAACACCACAUUGUAACUGUGAAGAAAUUCACAUAGUUUCUUAUUAACAAAAAGCCUUAAGGUAUAUCAUUAAGGUAGUAUGGGUGUUAGAGACAACCACAAAAAGGAGAGCAGCUCAGUUACGAACUAAAUAUUGAAUGCUUACUUUGCUUUCUGUUUUGGAAAUAUUUAAGUUGAAAAUCUUGGUGUUGUGUUAGAUCUUGUAUUCUGACGUUUGUGCGAAACACAUGAAAUAAAUUUUGCACUUAAGGAACUGUCUAUUAAAAAAAAUCCUGAACAGUC
This is a messenger RNA of Gymnogyps californianus (California condor), 3331 nucleotides long. RefSeq names its product DENN domain containing 10 (gene DENND10). The transcript is spliced from 9 exons. Gene Ontology annotation, molecular function: small GTPase binding; guanyl-nucleotide exchange factor activity. Gene Ontology annotation, biological process: protein transport; regulation of early endosome to late endosome transport. Bases 274 to 1071 code for a protein of 265 amino acids. Gene Ontology annotation, cellular component: late endosome. The record is from RefSeq and is a predicted model, not a curated record. NCBI's taxonomy places the organism in Eukaryota, Metazoa, Chordata, Aves, Accipitriformes, Cathartidae.